Molecule: messenger RNA, 4915 nt
Organism: Penaeus vannamei (Pacific white shrimp)
Lineage: Eukaryota; Metazoa; Arthropoda; Malacostraca; Decapoda; Penaeidae
Gene: Cmtr1
Product: Cap methyltransferase 1
Biological process (GO): 7-methylguanosine mRNA capping
Cellular component (GO): nucleus; cytoplasm
Molecular function (GO): methyltransferase cap1 activity; nucleic acid binding
Source: RefSeq, a predicted model, not a curated record
GGUCUCGAAGAAUAAGCGACCAAACGCACAGUGUACAUCUUAGUGGUGUGUUUUCAACGCAGCAAAGUUUCCUCCUUGAAUCUUAAACUUUAAUUUUGAGGAAAAGGAAUUCAGGUUUAUUUUUGCAAGCAUGUCUAAGAGGGGAUUUGCACAACAACACUACGGUAGUCUCUCGUCUGAUGACUCAGAAGAAGAGAGUUAUGCUGGUUUUGGGACAAAGAAGAAACGCCUGGAAAGCACAGAUAAUGAGGAGAGAGGAGAAGAAGAGGAAGAAGAAGAAGAGGAUGAUGAUGAUGAUAGUGAGAGUGAUGAGAAUGACUGGAAUAAUACAAAUGCAGCAAAGUCACAGACCUCCGCUAUAAGCAAUGCGCCAAGCAAUAGCAACUACAGUGCUUUUGCCCAAAGGAUAAUGAAAAACAUGGGUUAUGAGGAAGGCAAAGGCUUGGGUAAAUACGGGCAAGGUCUUGUGGCUCCAGUUGAGGCCAGCAAACAGAGAGGACGUCGAGGUCUGGGUCUUCGUAUAGAAGGGCUUGAAGCGCAGGAUAAUCAAGAAUGGGAUAGUAGUGAAGAGUAUGUUGAAGUUAAUGAGGAAGUGCAUUGGUUACCACACUGUCCUGACGAUGUGCCUGACCUGGACACUCUUGGGUCAUGGUCGAGGGAAGGCAAGGAGAAAUUAACAAUAACAGAUGAGACGGAAUUCUGUAGCCCAAAGGUUUUGAAAGGCAUUCUGAGAGCAAAGACCAUAUUUGACCAGCUUGAUGCGAGGGAAUUACAGAGAAGCAGGUCGAGGAGUAAUCCUUUUGAGACCCUGGGAAAACUUUUCUUCCAAAACAGAGCAGCUUUGAAAAUGGCAAAUAUGGAUGCAGUUUUUGACUUCAUGUUCACAAGGCCUGUAGAUGAAACUGGGGAAUCAUUAGUUGGUCCUGAUGAGGUGCUAUACUUUGCUGAUGUGUGUGCUGCCCCAGGUGGUUUCUCAGAGUAUGUUCUCUGGAGAAGAAAAACAGAUUCAGAGAAUUUCUGUGAUGCUAAAGGAUUCGGGUUUACCCUACGUGAAAAUGACUUCAAACUCCAUGAUUUCUUUGCAGCCCCAGCUGAGUUCUUUGAACCACAUUAUGGUAUUAAUGGUCGAGAUGGUGAUGGAGAUGUGUUUCAGCCAACCAACAUUUCAAACUUUGUAAAUUUCGUCCGCAAGAGUUCGGGAGGCCAGGGAGUCCACUUCAUGAUGGCUGAUGGAGGUUUCAGUGUGGAGGGCCAGGAAAACAUACAGGAAAUAUUGUCCAAACAGCUGUACCUCUGUCAGUUCAUAGUUGCUUUGGGCAUUGUGAGAACUGAUGGGCAUUUUGUGUGUAAAUUGUUUGAUGUAUUUACAUCAUUCAGUGUUGGCCUCAUAUAUUUUGCCGUUUUUAAAUACGUCAGCCUCCACAAACCUAACACCAGUCGACCUGCAAACUCAGAAAGGUAUAUUAUUUGUAAAUGGAAGAGAGAAGGAAUAGAAGAUGUAUAUGAGUACCUCUUUGAAAUGAACCAAAGAAUUGCUGGCCUAAAAUCUACAGGUAUUGAUGUUCUGGAACUAGUACCUCUUGAACAUUUAAAGAGUGAUAAAGAUUUCACUGAGUACAUCAUCAAUUCUAAUAAUACCAUAGGUUUCAGACAGAUAGUAAGUUUACGCAAAAUACAAGUGUAUUGUCAAGACACCCAGUUGAUUGAACCGCGACAAGCAGAGCUUCGUUCACAGUGUCUGGAACUUUGGCAGCUCCCAGAUAGAACAAGAACAGCUCCACAGCGCUCUGAAGCCAAGGUCAAAUUCAUGGAACUCUUGAAUGGUGAAAACCCAGAUUACAUGUGCCAUCCGCCUGAAGACCUCUCACUGGGCAACUUUAAGGAGAAACUCCGAAGUGCCUAUGAUUACCGCUGCAUGAUCCUAGCCUCGACCCGAGAUGGAAGGAAAGAUAGAGCCUUUUAUCUGGGACUUGGUGGUUGCAAUGUGUUCCGAUGGGAGGGUAGGGCAGUUAGUUCCUGGAUGCGUGUGGACACAAAAUUGGAACUCCCACCCAAUACCCUGGUUUAUGCAGAGUUGGUUGUGGAACACCGAGGGGAACACAAAGCACAGCGCAAACUAACGACAUUCCAUUUGAUAGAUGGAAUAGUACUCAAUGGGAAGGAUAUCAGAAACUUACAUAUUGUUGAAAGACACAACUACUUAAGAAAAUUUGCUCUUGGUCUCAAUAAACCAAGCAGACCAGACCUGGCACCCAUAAGAUGCAAACAGCUGUACAAGUUAGAAGACCUUGGGGAUGUCUUGGCUCCUCCCAGACUGCACCAUAGGUUGAUGAAAGGAGGAUCUCUACCCAGAAGAGUAUACCUUGAAGUGGAAGGUGACUCAGACAGGGAAUCGUAUUACACCAUUCCCACAGCACUGCUUCUGGUCAAAUCUACCAAAGAACCUUGGAUGAUGGCAUUCAGUAAGAGUCAAAACAAGAAGUAUUGGUUUAAUACAUUGACAAGACACUCUACCUUUGAAUGUCAGCAGGAAUUCAUAGCACCAUUUAGUUCUUCAUACAGUGGGAGCCUGAUAUGGUGGUGGGACAACAGUGUUCAGGUUCUCAGCAAUGACGAACCAGCCAAAGGCCGGCUCCACCGUGAUGACCUGCUCUCCCACCUUAUCAGAGUGCGCUAAAUGCCCUUGCACAGCUUAUAAUCAAUUAGCCCUGUACUUUAAUUUUUGUGUGGGAAGUUUCUGUGAAAUUUCUUAUUUGAAUUGUGGAGAUUACUCAAAAAAAUGAGAUAGUGGGUGAAGUUUCAUUUGAAUUGUAUCUUGCCAUUUUUCUAUGGAGAAAAUGUAGGUAGGUUAUAAUGUUUUGGAGGUACUCCAUUUUGUUUUAGAUUUUUAUGUCUGAUUUUGAUAUCAAAAUCUCAAGAGUGAGGAUUGAGAUGUUUUAUUAAUGUACAGUCAGAGACACAGCUAUCGUCCAGAUUUUGGCAACAGCAUAAUGGAAAGAUUGAGAUCAUUUAUAUGUCUGUGAUAUGUUUACAAGCAGCAGACAUUACUGUUCACUGGGCAUAGUUAUAACUUGGGCAGAUUUCAGCCAUUCAUUUAUUACCACAUGUAGGCUGAGCUUGUCAGGUCUGUGAACAUUAUUUCUUUCAUUGUUUCAUCCUGUCAGGAUGUUCUGCUUAUAUUAUGUGUUUAAUGUAGUACAGCCAGUAAAGGCAAAGUAAAGUGCAGGCGUAGAACAGAUGCCUAUCUAUAGUUCACACAAACUUCUAUCACCAUACCACCAACAUAAAUGAAUACCAAAUAUUAAUCUUAUUUUGUAAAACUAUCAAGUGGUAAUGUAACGCAUAAUGUAAACUGCUGGUUACUGUUGUUUCAUCUUUAUAUGCUUUUUAGAUUCAUGAAGGCCCCUGAAAAUAUGCUGUUCCAUACCAAAUAUUGUUCAGUAGUCCAGUUUCUGAAUCAUGAAUACUGAUUAUACUCACAUAUUUUAAAGCAUUACCAGAAUGGAAUCCCAAGUCUCCAGCUAAUCAUGCAUAUCAACUAAGCUUAUAUUGUUAUUGAGUAUUAUAAUGUUUUGAUAACUUUAAGUCAAGAAAAAAGAUAGUUGUGUUUCAACUGUACAUAAAAAAAUGUUUUACUGUACUGUGUAACUGGUUUGUCUUAAAACAAGUGAAACUUGAAAAACUUGUGCACUGUUUACCAUUUCUUUUAUAAUUUUAUUUAUUCAAACAUUAAAUCCUCCAUGAUAAUGUAGACUGGUAACCCUCCACAUUAUAUACUUCUAUGCCAUUCAACCAAGAUGUUUCAUUGGCAAUGCCUGAUUCAGAUUGGAUACUUCCCAGUUCAACCAGUGCACCAGGUACUAACAUGGCUCAAAGUUCAAAGGUGCUAGUGUUUAGGAAGCUCAUGAACCUAAGAAACAUUUGCAGUGUUGAAAGUAUGUGCAUGGCAAGCUUUCCCUAUAAUUACAUUUUAACACAAGUCAUUCAGCAUGUUUUGUGGUAAAUGAAAGCUGCUUUCAAGUGAACAAAGGUUGUGAAAGCUUUUGUAAACAAUUUAUGGUUAUCAUUAUUCCUACUUAAAUUAUUGAAAUGCAUUAUUUUUAUCUGGGAAAGUUGAUAAUAGCAUGAAAAUGAUAUUUGUUUACAUAAGAAUCCUGUUGAAUGGCUAGAAUAAAUAAAUUUAUGAAGUUAAGUAACUGUCAAUCAAGUUCAGAAAUUGUUUGUGGAGAAAUGAGUACUAUCUUUCUUUUUUCCCUUCUCUCUCUCUCUCUCUCUCUCUCUCUCUCUCUCUCUCAUGCACAAACAAACAUAUAUAAACACACACACAUCCAUAAACACUGCUUCCUGCAGAACAGAAUAAAGCCUAGCACUACUGGGUUCAUGCUAUAUCAAACAAGUAUUACAUGGUUGCAUGUUAAAGGAGGAUCUAGUGCAUUUUAUUUUAAUAAUUAUUUUACACUGUUGACAGUAUUUAAACCCCACAGUAUUUUAUUUGUUUACAUUGGGCUGUAUGAGAUCAGUCUUUGGAAUAUAUUUAAAACAUUCCAAGUUCUUCAAGAUUUCCGUAAGUAGUUUUUGGAAAAGUUCCACAUAAGAACUUAUUUACCAGUUGUAAAGUGCCUACAAUCAGUUUAAUAGAGAAUGGCAUUUAUGUUCAUUUAUUUUGAUAAUCUGUGAUGAAAUAUGUUAAAUCUUUUAACUAGGUGAUUAGUACAAAUUUUUAUGGGAAAAAUAUCUACACCUAGGCCAUACAUUAAUUAUUGGACAUGAUUUUUUUCUUUGUAAAAUGAAGUCGUAAAGACUGUUAAGCUAAUUUUUACACACAGAUGUGUGCUAUGAUGAAAAUAGCACAGUGUAAGACAUGUGUAUUGAUAUGAAGCACUGUUUAAGGAUGCAUAAAAUUUCUUACCUGGAA